AUGGAAGAAGAUGGAAAAGGAAGAGUAUGCGUGACAGGUGGUACAGGGUACGUUGCGUCUUGGCUCAUCAUGAGGCUGCUCGAGCAGGGUUACUCUGUCACCACCACAGUCAGAUCUGUCCCAGUAUUAGGGAAGAGAGAUCUGAGUUUCCUCACCAACCUGCCGGGAGCAUCCGAGCGGCUCAAAAUCUUCACAGCAGAUCUCAGCCAGCCAGAAACCUUCGAGUCCGCAGUUGAAGGCUGCACGGGAGUCUUCCAUCUUGCCACUCCCGUCGAUUUCCAAGACAAAGAAUCCAUAGAGGUGAUCACAGAAAGAUCACUGAAUGGAACCUUAGGCCUCCUCAAAGCCUGCCUCAGAGCCAAGACAGUGAACCGCGUCGUCUACACUGGAAGUAUAACUGCUCUUGCGUUCAGUGGCAAGGAUGUGGAGGAGAUAGACGAAAGCUGCUGGAGUGACUUGGAGUUUAUUCGGAAGACCAAGUUAUUUGGCGGGUCUUAUGAGACUUCUAAAACCUCCACAGAAAUGGCAGCUUCCAAAUUUGCAGAAGAAAAUGGAUUGAGUUUGAUAACGAUCAUACCAACUUAUAUAAUCGGGCCUUUCAUCUGCCCUAACUUGCCCAGCUCUAUAACAAAUACCAUGGCAAUGGUUUUCGGGGAGAAGGAGCAAUACAAAUAUCUUAUGAAUACAUCGUUGGUCCAUGUUGAUGAUGUAGCCAGAGCUCAUAUUUUCUUGUUAGAAUAUCCCCAUGCAAAAGGAAGAUAUAUUUGCUCAUCUCAAGCCUUAACGCUUGAAGAGAUGUCUGAGUUUCUUUCUACUAAAUACCCGGAAUUUCCAAUACCCACCGGAGAAUGUUUAGCGGAGAUUAAAGGUUUCAAAAUGCCAAAAAUAUCAUCAAAGAAGCUGUUGGAUACGAGUUUUAAAUACAAGUACGGGCUUGAUGAAAUGUUUGACCAAGCAAUUCAAUGCUGCAAGGAAAAAGGCUAUUUGUAAUUAUUCUUCAUGUUUAACAAAUUGGUUGGACGCUCAUAUACUUUUGAUAAUUUAAGUUUGAUCCAUAUAUCUUCGUGUA
Molecule: messenger RNA, 1069 nt
Organism: Carica papaya (papaya)
Lineage: Eukaryota; Viridiplantae; Streptophyta; Magnoliopsida; Brassicales; Caricaceae
Source: RefSeq, a predicted model, not a curated record